ACCACCACCGUUAUUUAGAAAAGGUAAUAAAUAGUUGAACUCUUGUUUUGUAAACAAACCAUCAUCCAUUCUUCUAUAUUGCCCGCAAACUCAAUGACAGCAUCAAACGAAGGGCACAAAGGUAGUACCUAGUUGGGUUGUUAUUAGAUACAAACCUUAUCCUUAUUGAACUAUAUCUGUAUCUUUAAGAAAAUGCUGAUAGUACAUUGACAAAAAAACCAAAGCAAUAUCGCAUCUUACAAUUAAGCGAACCACAAAUCACGGAAGUGACGAAUAUACCCAACGUCGAUAUUGUUUUGAUGAGGAAAUUUUUACCACAGUUGACUCAUCUCGUAUUGGAAGCAGAUAGUAACCAGCUAGCCAAGAAUGAUGCAAAAUAUCGAAUUGCGCUGUUAUAUGGCUGUUACAUCGUGAAUCAAAACUGGUUGAAGAUUUCAAUUGAGAAGGGAGAGAUGGUACCUGAGGAACGAUUUGAAAUACAAGGUGACAUGGAUCAUGGAAGAACAGGUGCACCAAGUAAAGCGAGACGAAAUAGGGAGCUAAAAAAACAGAAUUUAUUCUUUGGGAUCAAAGUGGGAUUAGUAAACGAUACCCAGGACUUGUACCGCAAAUACAUAACCGUAGGAAGAGGGGAAAUAGGUGAUGAAUACGACGAUUUAAUUGUUUGUGGCAGCACGCAUUUUACAGAUGAGGAGAUAGCAGAACUAAAAAACACCUAUCCUACAAAGUAUCUUAUAUCACAUAAAUGGGUUGACGACUGUAUAUGCAACUACGAAAUCAUCAAAAAAGAUAGUUACUUGCUUUAAAGUGAAAUUUUUAUCUUCAUUUGUAAUCACAAUAAUUACUGAAUAAAAUGUGCCUUUUGUGGGCUUCCUUUCCUUU
Molecule: messenger RNA, 882 nt
Organism: Mycotypha africana
Lineage: Eukaryota; Fungi; Mucoromycota; Mucoromycetes; Mucorales; Mycotyphaceae
Exons: 5
Coding region: 300-806 (168 amino acids)
Biological process (GO): double-strand break repair via homologous recombination; negative regulation of fatty acid biosynthetic process; positive regulation of transcription by RNA polymerase II
Cellular component (GO): BRCA1-BARD1 complex; BRCA1-A complex; plasma membrane
Molecular function (GO): ubiquitin-protein transferase activity
Source: RefSeq, a predicted model, not a curated record